Gopherus flavomarginatus (Mexican gopher tortoise) is the source of this 1157-nucleotide messenger RNA. RefSeq names its product cytokine receptor-like factor 1. Lineage: Eukaryota; Metazoa; Chordata; Testudines; Testudinidae. Gene Ontology annotation, biological process: cytokine-mediated signaling pathway. The transcript has 6 exons. Gene Ontology annotation, molecular function: cytokine receptor activity; protein binding. Gene Ontology annotation, cellular component: external side of plasma membrane. The coding region runs from base 341 to 1036 and encodes 231 amino acids. The record is from RefSeq and is a predicted model, not a curated record.
GCCAGCUAGGCACUUCCUAAAACCAGGGACUCUCCGCAAGUCUUUGUUCUAACAAGGGGAAGUCCUGUAGAUGAAAAGACCCAAGAGAACCUCACAGGUGCCACUCUUCAUGAGAAUGACUCUGGGCAAACUGGUUUCCUCUGAAACAACAUUGUUCCCUUUUUAAAGAGGAAAUUUGGUAUAAAGCAGGUACCAAAAAUAGUCUGGAGAAGAUGUUUGUUUCCCACCCCACCCCCGCAAUUAAACCCAACCCACCAAUAGUCCUGAGCCAACGCUAACCUGCCGGGUGAAUAUAGACUCAUUGCAACAAGUGAACGGAGACUGGAGACCUUCUGCUGAGAUGGCAGGGAUGCUUAACUACUACUUCCUCAUCUGGGCUGUAAUAAUGAGGAUCUCUGGCAGGCACCUGGCACCGAAAGGAGCCUCUGCUGCCUUCCACUUGCGGUGCUUAGUGCUUUAUCCAAAGUGCAUGUCAUGCUAUUGGACUCCACAGGAUGGUGCUGCAUCCAAUACAACAGUCCACCUCAGAUAUAAGAUGAGGGGAAUAACAGAAGCCGAAGAAUGCAAAGACUAUGUCACCAGUGGCCCCAACUCCUGCUAUUUCAGCCGCACCAACCUCUGCCUGUACUUGACCUAUGAAAUCUGGGUGGAAGCUGGGAACCAGAUGUCAGAGAAGCUGAUUGUUAACACUGAAGACAUUGCUAAAACUGAACCACCAGAGGGUCUGAAGGCCACUGGAUUUGGCACCCACCUAUCCUUAGAAUGGGGGUACCCACUUGGUGUGGCAGCCUCCUAUUUCCCACUGGUGUUUGAGCUUCAGUACCAAGAACAGGGCUGUGGCAAAUGGGAGCAAGAGCCUGAUGUGGGUGAGCAGACCAGCUACUCUGUUUAUGGUGUGAAGCCAGACACCGUGUACAUCCUGGCGGUCCGCUGCAAGAACUCGGACGGGAAAGGCUUUUGGAGUGACUGGAGCACCCCAGUUAUAGUCAGUUCUGGCCAAGCCACAGCACAACCAGUGCAAGGUGAAGCACAGUGAAAUAGAAGAUUCACCACACAAGGCAAUGGUUCAUCUAGCCCAGCAUGCUGCCUCGGGAAGUGACCUACAGCCAGUGCUUUGUUAACAGCAUCGCAAUAGACAGGGCAUGUGAAUAUCGGGU